GAAGAUUUCAUCCGUAACAACAGGGAGAUAAAUGGAGGCGCAGACCUUCCUAGAGAGUACCUAUCUGAGAUUUAUCAUUCAAUUAGCAGCAGUGAGAUUCAGAUGAACGCAGAUAAGGGAACCGGCUUCCAAAUGAUUACUGCCAGUCGUUGGAUUAGUGUGAUUUACAAAUCCAAAGAAACCAGUCCCUAUAUCCUAUGUGACUCUGCAUCCCAUCUGGACCGCGACAUGUUUUGUAUUGUGUCUGGUCCCACUAUUGCAGCUACGACAGUGGUUUUUGAGCAAGCAGAGCAAGAAGAUGUUUUGCAGAGAUGUGUCGAUGGAUUAUUGGCCAUUGCAAAACUUUCAGCAUAUUAUCAUUUGAACAGUAUUUUGGAUGAUCUGGUUGUGUCUCUCUGCAAAUUCACACCUUUCUUCACCCCGUUAUCUGCCGAUGAAGCUGUUCUUGCUUUAGGAGAAGAUGCCAGAGCGAGAAUGGCUACUGAAGCUGUUUUCUUGAUUGCAAAUAAAUAUGGUGAC
Camelina sativa (false flax) is the source of this 519-nucleotide messenger RNA. The record is from RefSeq and is a predicted model, not a curated record. Lineage: Eukaryota; Viridiplantae; Streptophyta; Magnoliopsida; Brassicales; Brassicaceae.